AUGCGGUUGUUGUGCGAGGAACUGGCCGGGGAAUUAGAAGCGGAGCGAGCGACGGGACGGCCGGUGGAGCGGAAAGUGUUGUGUGCGCUGCGCUUCUUUGCCACCGGGAGCUUCCAAGCGUCCCUGGGGAGCGAGGAGACAAUCCGUGUGUCGCAGUCGAUGGUCAGCGAGUGCGUGCGACGGGUGGCAGAUGCUGUCGUGAACACAGGGGCCCGCAACAAGUGGGUCCAUUUUCCAAAGACGGCCGAGGAAAAGGCAGCCGUGAAGGAGGGUUCCCUUCGGCGCGGCGCUAUCCCCGGCGUCAUCGGAUGCAUCGACGGCAGCCUCAUAGCCAUUAUCGCACCUAAGGGGAAGCGCAAGGCUGCAUUCAUGUGCCGCAAGGGAUACUACGCCCUCAACUGCAUGUUUGUAAGUGACAGUGGCUACCCCUUGGAGCCGUGGCUCCUGACCCCAGUUCCUGGCCAUCCUCCAGUGCAGACAGCCGACGCGCAGUACAACACAGCACAUGCCGUCAUGCGUUCCGCAGUGGAGAGGUGCAUUGGGCUCUUAAAGAGCCGUUUCCGCUGUCUUCAGCGAUAUCGCACCCUCCUCUACGAGCCGGAACGUGCAGCCAACAUUGUCGCGGCAUGUGCGGUGUUGCACGAUCUUCGCCUUUCUGAAGGCGACAUAGAAUCAGGCGACGAGAGCGAUGACGAAAGCAGCAGCGGUAGUAGUAGUGAGCUCGACGGUAACGGCGACCCCAUUCCGCACGGUCUGCCCCGUAACAUGGGGUCUAGAAUGCAUUAUUUGAGGGGGCGGGCUGUUCGUGAAACUGUGAUAGGCAUGUUUGGCACAACCCGUGCGCAGCACAUGCGUUACCUGAGGAGUGUGCGGCGGCAGCUGCGACAUCAACAGCAGCGUCAGCAUCGCUAG
Dermacentor albipictus is the source of this 912-nucleotide messenger RNA. Its product is annotated as putative nuclease HARBI1. The record is from RefSeq and is a predicted model, not a curated record. NCBI's taxonomy places the organism in Eukaryota, Metazoa, Arthropoda, Arachnida, Ixodida, Ixodidae.